This is a messenger RNA of Raphanus sativus (radish), 687 nucleotides long. Its product is annotated as NADH dehydrogenase [ubiquinone] 1 alpha subcomplex subunit 13-B-like. The record is from RefSeq and is a predicted model, not a curated record. The coding region runs from base 85 to 516 and encodes 143 amino acids. The transcript is spliced from 3 exons. Lineage: Eukaryota; Viridiplantae; Streptophyta; Magnoliopsida; Brassicales; Brassicaceae.
AAUAAUUCUCCUACACUAGUACAACACAUUUUCUGAUUGUCUUGUUCAGAAUCCAUCCAUCACAGAGACUCGGGGUUGAAGAAGAUGACGGAGGCGAUGAUAAGGAAGAAGGCAGGAAUGGCGAGUGUGAAGGAUAUGCCUUUGCUUCAGGAUGGUCCACCGCCGGGUGGGUUUCCUCCGGUUCGGUAUGCUCGUCGGAUCUCCAACACGGGUCCAAGCGCCAUGGCUAUUUUCCUUGCUGUUUCUGGUGCCUUUGCUUGGGGUAUGUACCAAGUCGGCCAGGGAAACAAAAUCCGCAGGGCGUUGAAGGAAGAGAAAUACGCUGCACGUAGAGCAAUUCUUCCCAUUCUUCAAGCAGAAGAAGAUGAAAGGUUUGUGUCUGAGUGGAAGAAGUAUCUAGAUUACGAGGCUGAUGUGAUGAAAUAUGUUCCUGGUUGGAAAGUUGGUGAAAACGUGUAUAACUCUGGUCGCUGGAUGCCACCAGCCACCGGAGAGCUUCGUCCUGAUGUUUGGUAAUAUCUAUCUAUCUAUGCGCCUCCUUUUCAUGAUGUUGGUGGAUAUUGUGUAAGCAUGUUAGAAACUUGAUAUAUAAUAAGAGACAAUGAUACAUACAUACACACACUUCAUGUAUUGAGGAACAUAUUCUUGUUUAUGUCUCUUUGUCAAUGGCAAAAAUUAAUUUCUACA